AGCCAUUUUGGCUCAAGGUCCUCAUGUGCUCCACAGCGCAUAGGUUUCCCAUGCGAGCGACCUUCCAGAUACAAUCAAUCGAGCGAUCUGACUGAUUCAGGGCAGCAUGCCAACGAUUGCUCUGCGAUUGGUUGCCUGUGUUGCCCAGCUGUCGAGAAUGGCCGCUGAUGUAACCUGCUUUGCCGGCAAUGGCAAUUUUAUUCAAGACCAGUGGCCUUUCUGUCAGAAGGUGCACGACGAUGUCUUGAUUUAUUAUGGGCCCAGUGCGGAGGGAAGCUUCCUGAAGCUCGGACUUUACGCUGCUGGGCACAGUGGUUGGAGUGCGUUGGCGUUUGCUGGCAACGGCGGCAUGAAAGGGGCCCAGCAAUUUGUAGUGCGGCAGGAAGGCGGCACUUGGAUAGCCGAGGAGCGCUACUCCACAGACUACGCACCUCCACAAAUGCAGGAAACGCAGGACCUGACAUUGAUCUUCGCCAGCGAGGAGAAAGGCGGAACUGCAUGGGGUUUGCUACUGCCUCGGAUCUCCUGCGGUGCUGGCGACAGGUACCCCGUUGAAGAUGUGAGCCGCUGGAUGCACUGGGCACUGGGUAGCUCCCACAGCUUUGCAUACCACAGCAGUAAGCGUGGCCAGUUUCAUGUCAACUUGCUCUCAGGGCCUUCGACGCUUCCGGAUCUGACCAGCUUGGAGGAAGUGGACGUGCUGAUGCCAGAUGUCGACGUGGUGCUCGGGCAGGGAGGCAAUGAUCCUACGAACCCCUAUAUUUGUGGUAUCUUCGAUCUCGCACAACUUUUGCCAGCUAACAGGAGUGUCUUGGAUAAGCACCACGUCGUCAAGUUUGCGCCGAAGUUAUCCGCGAGCAGCGAACAGUAUGUCCAUCACAUGAUAUUGUAUAGUUGUGACAGUGCUGCCAAUGCCUUAUACGAUAAGUAUGUAUCACACAAUCAGGUGAUCGGUGAUUGCGGAAGCAUGCCGCCAGCUUGCAACGCAUUGAAAUGGGCCUGGGCCGUUGGGAGCGAAGACGUUGUAUUCCCUGCAGACGUGGGCAUGCCGUUUGGUCAGAACGUGCGCUGGUUGGCACUGCAGAUGCACUAUCACAACCCGUUGCUGGUCGCAGGCGUCAAGGACAGCAGCGGCGUCAUGAUGAUUUUCAGCGAUUCUCUCCGCACCCACGACGCUGCAGUCUUCACCCUCAACGGGGGCACCAGCCCGAAUCAUCGCAAUCCAUUGCCAGCCGGCCAGGCAGAUAUCACUCUGAGCACCGUUACCGUCCCAGAGCAGUGCACGAACGCUUGGGACGUACCCAGUAUCAACGUGCUGGGUGUGUUUUACCAUGGCCAUCUCGUCGGCAAGAGCUUCGGUAUUGAUAUCACCAGCAGCGCAGACGGAAGCUAUCGUGGGACGCUCCGUCAGGAGAAGAGGUACGAUUUCAACCACCAGAACUUUGAACCGCCCUUGUUGAACACUAUUUCUAGAGGAGACGAGCUAACGUUUACAUGCAAGUAUGAUACGUCCUUGAGAACAGAGUCUACUGAGUUCGGGGAUGCAACGCAAAAUGAGAUGUGCUGGGCUGCCUUCAUGUAUUAUCCUGCUCAGAUGAUGACAGGUGCAAUGAUCGAUAAGGGGAGCGUCCUAACAACCCUUAUGGGGAAAAAAAGUAUACGAUGUGCGGGGGUGGGCCAGCUGUCGUAUACAGCGCCAGUGGUUGCUCCGCCUGCGUGCAUGCAACUGGGCGAUUUGAGUUCAGUUCGCGCCAGCAAUAUUUUAAGCACCAUGACGGCCGACCUCCCGGCGACCUGGAUUCCAAGUACAACAACGACCACGACGACGACGACGACACCAGAUUUGCUGCCCAGUAGCACCAUGACGGCCGACCCCUCGGCUACCUGGAUUUCAAACUAUACAACGACCACGACGAUGAGGACGACACCAGACUUGCGGGCCAGUUUAACGUCGUCAGAGUCGUCACCAGCUCCGACGUGCUCGUGCGUACUUUCUGUGAUCGGCGCGUUUGUUCUGCAUGGCCUUCUACGUGCAUCCACAAUGCAGUUUGCCAUUUGCCAGUAGACGUUAGCCGCUGUGAAUUGUAGCAUUCCUGACUUGGUGCUUGUUCUCGCAUUUGCACUUGGGGUGUGGCUGGGCUGUCGUAACAUACGCUUGAAGACCGCGGCCCACGAGCCACCCAGAACGGACCGCAGACGCCUCAACGGUGUUCCAACGAGCUCCCCAGCAGUGCUUACUAUUAUUGCGGUCCGCGACAGCUACGGAGCCCUGUAGGGGCGACGUGCUGGACAGGACCUCCGACUGCUGGCUCAUGGGCUUCGAGCUCCGCGUCGAGGUCCUCUACUGACAAAUGCUUUCGUUUUCCUCGUGCGCAGUCGUGGUCGCGCAGACCCGUCUGCGUGUUGUUCUGGUGUGCAGGUAGCCGGAUAGCCGGUGCUAAUUUUCUUGCGGCGCACGGACCGCGCACCGCUCGUCGUUUUCAGCGAGCGUUUUCCUGCGAUCCACGUCUGGGCAGCAGCGCAUCCUUAUUGUGGGCGUCCGUUCGUCUCGUGCUCGGCAAGUUCUUUUCCAUUGAUCUGGGCGAACCCACAUUGUUUGCCCGUCUUGCCACUGACGCCAGGUGGCGAGAACACCUUUGAAAUUUCGCACACAUCCCGCGCAUGUUCGCUCCACGGGUUAGAUUUCGUCGGCGCGCAGGUGCGGGGGGUCCUGUCAUAAUGCACCUCGU
This is a messenger RNA of Prorocentrum cordatum, 2729 nucleotides long. NCBI's taxonomy places the organism in Eukaryota, Dinophyceae, Prorocentrales, Prorocentraceae. The record is from the annotation of a GenBank genome assembly.